This is a messenger RNA of Sclerotinia trifoliorum, 2740 nucleotides long. The record is from the annotation of a GenBank genome assembly. Lineage: Eukaryota; Fungi; Ascomycota; Leotiomycetes; Helotiales; Sclerotiniaceae.
AAACUAUCGCACCGCGACCUUUCAGCGAGUCGAUAAGUGAUAAGUGGAAAGUGGCUGCAGAUCCAGUUAUCACUCUCUCACUACCAUUUUCAUCAGUAGCAGGUUUCCCACUCCCUUCACCAAUAGUUCAACCCUUUCUCAAGUAGAUUACCUACCUAGGUAACAAGUACGAGAGCCGUUUGCAUUCAGAUGUACUUCUUGAGCUAUUCCUUAUAUUGUUUCUAUAGGUAACUAAGGUAAUAAUUUUCCAUUAUCUUGCUUUGUCAACUGUUUGGGAGCUAGCUAUGGUGCUGAGGAAUGCCUUUUUCGAUAAUCUGGUCUGUUCGAUAUCGAUAAGCUGAAGCUCCCUUCUACUUGACUUACCUAGUAUAUUACAACGACGAGGAGUAAUACCUCCAGUACCUCACUUGAUGCAUGGAUGUCUUGACGAUUAACUUCUUUUGGCGCAUGGCUAAGAAAAAUUAAUUGCUUUACAUUUCGACCAUCAGCAUGUGGUCAUUAGACCGAUUAUCUGGACAUACAACACCUUCUGCUUCUCCACCUCCACCAUUAAAUAGGAACCCCAGUCUACCUCGCCGUCCGACUCAUCUUGCGCCAUUACCAGUCGGCGGUAGACCUCCAUUUAAUCCGCGAUCCUCUUCCCUAUCAUUAGUCUCCAAUGACUCCAGUACAUCCUUGCUAUCAUCGCGGAGACCCAAUGGGUCGAACCUCAAACAAGCAACUACACCACCCAAUGUGCCAGAUCCUUUAGAGGUUUUGGGAAGAAUACUAAACAAUGGAGAAGAGGCAAAAUCACCGUCUGCGAAGGGCUUUGGAGCCAUAAAUGGAACAGUCGCUCCCAUAAGAGAGGAAGAUGAUGAAGCCGAAUGGGACUUUGAAGGUUUAAGUCUACAAGAUAUAGUGGCAGGGGAACCUUCUGUCACUGAGGAUGAGCAUGUAUAUAAAUCACAAACACUUGAAGAAUGUAUGUGUGCCACCCAAUUAAUUUACAAAGACUACUGCUGAUGCGUUGAAUAGAUGAGCGUGAUAAGGAUAAGUUUGAAGAUCUCCACAGAUCGAUCCGCGCUUGCGAUGAUGUCCUAAAUUCAGUCGAAAUAAACCUCACAAGCUUUCAGAAUGAUCUUGCUAUGGUUUCUGCGGAGAUCGAAACUUUACAAGCACGAUCGACAGCGUUGAGUGUACGGUUGGAAAAUCGAAAGGUGGUAGAGAAUGGACUUGGACCUAUAGUAGAGGAGAUCAGUGUCUCCCCAGCUGUCGUUAAGAAGAUUGUGGAUGGAGCUAUAGAUGAAGCUUGGGUUCGAGCACUGGCGGAGGUUGAGAAACGAUCAAAGGCGAUGGAUGCUAAAUCAAAAGAACAACGAAAUAUAAAGGGAGUUAAUGAUCUCAAGCCUCUGUUGGAGAAUCUAGUGUCUAAGGUCGGUUCCCCUAUCCUAAUCUCGCGUACAAAUAUGUUGACUUUUACGUCCAGGCACUGGAAAGAAUCCGAGAUUUCCUCGUUGCUCAAGUGAAAGCUUUGCGAUCGCCCAAUAUAAAUGCCCAGAUUAUUCAACAACAGCACUUCCUGCGUUACAAAGACCUCUAUGCAUUCUUGCAUAGACAUCACCCAAAAUUAGCCGAGGAGCUCGGUCAAGCAUAUAUGAAUACGAUGCGAUGGUACUUCCUCAGCCAAUUUACACGUUACGCAAAGGCAUUGGAGAAGGUCAAGCUCCAUGUGUUGGACAAACACGAUGUUCUCGGGUCAGAUGAUGGAUCUCGCAAAGCCACGCUCCUAUCCGCGUCUAAACAAACUGGUCCACCACAUGAUGCAUUCAAUUUAGGUCGGCGAAUCGAUCUUCUCAAAACCUCCAAUGAAACUGCACUGCCGUCUUUCUUAGCAGAAGAAGACAAACAAACUCAUUACAUGGAAUUCCCCUUCCGCAAUUUCAACCUCGCCCUAAUUGACAACGCUUCCGCCGAAUACUCCUUCCUAACCUCAUUCUUCUCUCCCUCACUGACCUACGCAACCAUCUCUCGCUACUUCAACUAUAUCUUCGAACCCACCUUUUCCCUCGGACAAUCGAUCACCAAAUCCCUCGUCCAUGAGUCACACGAUUGUCUUGGUCUCCUCCUGUGUGUACGUCUUAACCAACAUUUUGCAUUUUCCCUCCAGCGCCGCAAAAUCCCCGUCGUGGAUUCAUAUAUCAACGCAACGUCCAUGCUCCUCUGGCCUCGCUUCCAACUCACAAUGGACACACACUGCGACUCAGUCCGCACCCUAACCUCGGCCCUUCCCACCCGAAAACCAUCGGCUUCAGAACAAGCGAAACAAUCCGCCGCCCCACAUUUCAUGACCCAACGUUUCGGCCAAUUCCUUCAGGGCAUUUUGGAACUAAGCACGGAAGCUGGUGAUGAUGAACCCGUGGCGAGUAGUCUAGCGAGACUGAGAAGCGAGAUGGAAGCGUUUUUGUCAAAGUGUGCGGCGAUUAUGCCGGAUAAGAGAAAGAAGGAACGAUUUUUGUAUAAUAAUUAUUCGUUGAUACUGACUAUUGUGGGGGAUGUGGAAGGGAAAUUGGCUGGGGAACAGACGGCGCAUUUUGAGGGAUUAAAGAAGGCUUUCGGAGAGGGCAUUUAACCCUGCUCUCCUCUUUCAUACUGGAUUGAAAGGUUUUGGACGUCUGUACUCAUUGAAGUAUAACAUUUUGAUCAUCCACUUUGUAAUUCUGCGGGAAGACAAAGAACUUUUAUUAUGAUAGGCAUAGAG